Molecule: messenger RNA, 556 nt
Organism: Coregonus clupeaformis (lake whitefish)
Lineage: Eukaryota; Metazoa; Chordata; Actinopteri; Salmoniformes; Salmonidae
Product: eukaryotic translation initiation factor 1
Exons: 4
Coding region: 129-470 (113 amino acids)
Biological process (GO): translational initiation
Cellular component (GO): eukaryotic 43S preinitiation complex
Molecular function (GO): translation initiation factor activity; ribosomal small subunit binding; RNA binding
Source: RefSeq, a predicted model, not a curated record
UUUUGUGAAGCCCGGUCAUUCGAAUAGAGCUUCUUCCCCGGAAAAGAAGAUUAAAAGAAAAACAAAUAUUAAGUAUACCAGUCGAUCGCUAACCAGUUAUUAACCGAAAGGAAAGGAAAUCUUAUCAUAUGUCCGCUAUCCAGAACCUCCAAACUUUCGACCCCUUUGCUGAUGCAACUAAGGGUAAUGACAGGCUCCCAUCUGGGACUGACGACUACAUCCACAUAAGAAUCCAGCAGCGUAACGGCAGGAAGACUCUGACCACGGUCCAGGGCAUAGCCAUCGACUAUGAUAAGAAGAAGCUAGUCAAGGCCUUUAAGAAGAAAUUUGCCUGCAAUGGGACAGUGAUUGAGCACCCAGAGUAUGGUGAAGUGAUUCAGCUGCAAGGUGACCAGCGCAAGAAUAUCUGCACAUUUCUAAUUGAGAUUGGCCUUGCGAAAGAGGAGCAGCUCAAGGUCCACGGAUUCUAGGAGCUCUCAGCAGCCUCCUCUUCCCUGGUCCUGAUACUUUGGGCCAUCACUCUGUCAUGCUGAUUGAGUUAGAAUAACAGACUGGA